AUGGAUGUUGAUAAACGACCUCCACUCGAGGGUGAUGAUGCUCAGUUGGCCGCUUUGGGUCAUAAGCCUGAGUUGAAGCGGCAGUUUUCUACUUGGGCGAUGUUGGGUCUGGCCUUUGCUGUGUUGAAUUCGUGGACUGCUCUUUCAGCCAGUCUGUCGAUUAGUCUUACAUCGGGCGGGAGUACGAGUGUGAUCUGGGGUCUGGUUACCGCGGGCUUCUGCAAUCUCUGCAUCGCGACUUCGCUAGCCGAAUUUCUCUCGGCAUAUCCUACGGCGGGUGGACAAUACCAUUGGGUGGCAGUCAUCGCUUGGCCCAAAUGGGUCCCCAUACUCUCCUGGAUUACAGGAUGGAUUAACGUUGCUGGAUGGGUUGCUCUCGUGGCCACCAACUCACUUUUAUCAAGUCAAUUGAUUGUGGGAAUUAUUUCUGCUAUGCAUCCAAGUUACGAUCCUCAGCGCUGGCAACAAUUCCUCAUCUAUGUCGGUCUAACCCUCGGGGCAUUUUGCAUUAAUGCUUUCGGCAAUGCUAUUCUGCCCACCAUCUACCGAGGUGCUUUCGCUUGGUCAAUUGGUGGCUUCGCGGUUGUUUGUAUCACGGUGCUUGCGUGCGCUUCACCUGAUUAUAACACAGCUAAAUUCGUUUUUGCCAACUUCAUCAAUACAACAGGAUGGCCUGAUGGUGUUGCAUGGCUCCUGGGAUUGCUCCAAGGAGGACUCGGUGUUACGGCCUUUGACGCUGUUGCUCACAUGAUUGAGGAGGUUCCUAAUGCCUCCAUUGAGGGGCCCAAAAUCAUGGUCGCAUGUGUUGGUAUCGGCACCGUGACCGGUGCGAUCUUUCUAAUUGUCCUGCUAUUCGUUGCCGGCGACAUGGACACGGUCACCACUUCCGCUGCGGGUCCCCUCCUCCAAAUUCUCAUCGAUGCUACAAAAAAUAAAGCAGGAGCCAUUUGUCUCUUGAUGCUUCCCAUUGUCUGUUUGAUGCUUGCUAUUCUCAGCGUGAUGACUACAAGCAGUCGAAUGAUCUUCGCCUUUGCACGUGAUGGUGGUCUCCCUGCAUCUCGAUUUUUCGCUACCGUGCAUCCUACGCUGAAGCUGCCUCUGAACGCCCUCAUUUUGACCGUUGUGGUCGUUAUCUGCUUUGGAUGCAUUUUCUUGGGUUCAUCCAGCGCCUUCAAUGCUAUUAUCUCAGCUUCCGUUGUAGCCCUCGAUCUAUCAUACAUGAUGCCCAUCCUUAUCAACUGCCUGCAAGGACGCAAUGCCCUGCCCGAGAGAAAAUGGAAGCUGCCUAAAGCCGUUGGAUGGUUCUGCGAUAUCGUUCGUCUCCCUGGCAUAUAUUAUUUUGACAACCGUGCUUUUCGUCUUCCCCCUUCCAAAACAGUGACUGGAAGCAGCAUGAACUACUGUAUUGUUGCUUUCGCUGUCAUCAUCAUCAUCUCCGCAUUCCAGUGGUUCGUAGAUGGCCGGAAGAACUACACCGGUCCACGAAUUGAUCUGGCAGUGGAUGGGUUGGAAACCACGCCUACGCAUGAGUCCGAGCAUACUUACCACGAGAAAUAA
This is a messenger RNA of Penicillium atrosanguineum, 1557 nucleotides long. RefSeq names its product Male sterility NAD-binding. Lineage: Eukaryota; Fungi; Ascomycota; Eurotiomycetes; Eurotiales; Aspergillaceae. Bases 1 to 1557 code for a protein of 518 amino acids. Gene Ontology annotation, biological process: transmembrane transport. The record is from RefSeq and is a predicted model, not a curated record. Gene Ontology annotation, molecular function: transmembrane transporter activity. The transcript is spliced from 19 exons. Gene Ontology annotation, cellular component: membrane.